AUCUUCUCCGCUCUCAUUUCUUCUCAAACCCUACGCCCACCACCACCCACCCACCCCCCAUUUCUAGGGUUUCUACCAACCUUCCAACUUCCAUUUCCGUUUCUAGGUUUCUCGAUUCUCUGGAAAUGGCGUCCUCAGCCGCUCAAAUUCAUGCGCUCGGUGCAACGGCGCACUUUGCAUCGGGGAGUCCGGCCGGAAGGAACAGCACGAAGACGGUCUUCUUCGGAACGAAGCUCAAUAAUUCGGUUUCGUUCGGGCUGAAGUUGAAGAGCAAGGCGCGGAGUGGCGGCUCGAGGCGCUGCGGGCCGCUUCGUGUGGUUGCGGAGAAGGUCGUCGGAAUUGAUCUCGGGACGACAAAUUCUGCGGUGGCGGCGAUGGAGGGUGGGAAGCCUACAAUCGUGACGAACGCGGAGGGGCAGCGGACGACGCCGUCGGUUGUGGCUUAUACUAAGAAUGGGGACAGGCUGGUUGGGCAAAUCGCGAAGCGCCAGGCGGUGGUGAAUCCUGAGAACACGUUUUUCUCUGUGAAGAGAUUCAUUGGGAGGAAGAUGUCGGAGGUGGAUGAGGAGUCGAAGCAGGUCUCGUAUCGUGUUGUGAGGGAUGAUAAUGGCAAUGUCAAACUCGAGUGUCCUGCCAUUGGGAAGCAGUUUGCGGCUGAAGAAAUCUCAGCUCAGGUUUUGAGAAAGCUCGUGGAUGAUGCAUCGAAGUUUUUGAACGACAAAGUCGGUAAAGCAGUUGUCACUGUUCCUGCAUACUUCAACGAUUCUCAAAGAACUGCAACUAAGGAUGCUGGACGUAUAGCUGGGUUGGAAGUUCUUCGUAUUAUUAAUGAACCAACAGCUGCGUCAUUGGCAUAUGGUUUUGAAAGGAAAAGCAAUGAAACAAUCCUGGUUUUUGACCUUGGUGGUGGCACCUUCGAUGUCUCAGUACUUGAGGUUGGUGAUGGUGUGUUUGAGGUACUGUCUACAUCUGGGGAUACACAUCUUGGAGGUGACGACUUUGAUAAGAGAAUUGUUGAUUGGCUGGCUGGAAACUUCAAGAAGGAUGAGGGAAUAGAUCUGUUGAAGGACAAGCAAGCUCUUCAGCGUUUGACUGAGACAGCAGAAAAGGCGAAAAUGGAACUAUCAUCUUUAACCCAGACUAAUAUUAGUUUGCCUUUCAUCACGGCCACUGCUGAUGGUCCCAAACAUAUUGAAACCACGCUGACCCGGGCGAAGUUUGAAGAGUUGUGCUCAGAUUUGCUUGACAGGCUUAAAACCCCUGUCCAAAAUUCUUUGAAGGAUGCAAAACUCUCGUUCAGUGACAUAGAUGAGGUCAUCCUUGUUGGUGGCUCUACACGUAUUCCCGCUGUUCAGGAGCUUGUUAAGAAAUUGACCGGCAAGGAUCCAAAUGUCACUGUCAAUCCCGAUGAAGUUGUUGCCCUGGGAGCUGCUGUUCAGGCUGGUGUUUUAGCUGGAGAUGUUAGUGACAUUGUCCUUCUGGACGUAAGUCCGCUAUCAUUGGGAUUGGAAACACUGGGUGGGGUAAUGACAAAGAUUAUUCCAAGGAACACAACGCUUCCCACUUCGAAAUCAGAAGUUUUCUCCACAGCUGCUGAUGGUCAAACAAGUGUUGAGAUCAAUGUCCUUCAAGGCGAAAGAGAGUUUGUCAGGGACAACAAAUCCUUGGGAAGCUUCCGCCUAGAUGGAAUUCCACCCGCUCCCCGUGGAGUACCUCAAAUUGAGGUCAAAUUUGAUAUUGAUGCGAAUGGAAUCCUCUCAGUCACUGCCAUCGACAAGGGCACUGGGAAGAAGCAAGAUAUCACCAUUACCGGUGCCAGCACAUUGCCAAAUGACGAGGUGGACAAAAUGGUGAAAGAGGCCGAGAAGUUUGCUAAGGAAGACAAGGAGAAAAGAGAUGCCAUCGACACUAAAAACCAGGCGGACUCUGUGGUCUACCAAACCGAGAAGCAGUUGAAGGAGCUCGGUGACAAAGUCCCCGCCCCUGUAAAGGAGAAGGUCGAGGCCAAGCUAGGAGAGCUCAAGGACGCCAUUGCUGGUGAAUCAACCCAAACAAUGAAGGAUGCCAUGGCUGCCCUGAACCAAGAAGUUAUGCAGCUCGGGCAAUCUCUGUACAACCAACCAGGGGCAGCUCCUGGCGCUGGCCCAUCACCUGGUGCCGGCCCGGCUGGUGGAUCUUCAGAAUCAUCAGACAAGGGCCCCGAAGGUGAUGUCAUUGAUGCUGAUUUCACGGACAGCAAGUGAGAGACUUGCCAGGUAAUUUAUCCCUGUAAUGAAGGGUGCUUGCUCGUCUAUUUCUUUUGUGUUUAUAAAGGAUGGAUGAUUUUGUCUUAAGGUAAACGGUAAAACAGAGAUUGGAAUUUCUUGAGAAUGAGUGCUCUGCCAUAAUCCCAAGGUUAGAUCAAGUGUUUUUUCCACAACAUUUGGAACUUCUUUAUAGGAAUUUUUUCUUA
Messenger RNA from Andrographis paniculata, 2452 nucleotides. Its product is annotated as stromal 70 kDa heat shock-related protein, chloroplastic. Gene Ontology annotation, cellular component: chloroplast; cytoplasm. NCBI's taxonomy places the organism in Eukaryota, Viridiplantae, Streptophyta, Magnoliopsida, Lamiales, Acanthaceae. Gene Ontology annotation, biological process: cellular response to unfolded protein; protein refolding. The coding region runs from base 126 to 2243 and encodes 705 amino acids. The transcript is spliced from 8 exons. The record is from RefSeq and is a predicted model, not a curated record. Gene Ontology annotation, molecular function: misfolded protein binding; ATP binding; ATP-dependent protein folding chaperone.